Molecule: messenger RNA, 3911 nt
Organism: Erigeron canadensis
Lineage: Eukaryota; Viridiplantae; Streptophyta; Magnoliopsida; Asterales; Asteraceae
Product: squamosa promoter-binding-like protein 14
Exons: 11
Coding region: 278-3520 (1080 amino acids)
Cellular component (GO): nucleus
Molecular function (GO): protein binding; DNA binding
Source: RefSeq, a predicted model, not a curated record
CUAUACUAUCGUACGACUCCACCUUCCAAUUGACUCCACCACCCUUUUCCCAUCUUUUUUAUCUUUCUUUCUUCCUUUCAGAUCUAUAUCUAUAUUUCUAUAUCUAUCUCUCUCUAUAUAUUUUUCUGUGUGUCUAUAUAUUUUCAGAUCUAAGAAAAACCCCUGUUCAAGAUUUUAGAUAGAUCUGCACACCACCUGUUUGUUAAAAGUCUUCACUAAAAAUUCUCAUCUGGGGUUGUUAUGAACUCCUGAAAGGAGAAUUUAAUUUGUGGACUAAAUGGAAGAGGCUGGUACUCAAGUAGCUCCUCCUAUAUAUAUGUAUAACAAGAUGGGUCCCGGAAGGUAUUCCGAUGCUCAUCCGACGGUUAAGAAGCGUAGUUUACCGUUUCCGAAUGUAAGUUAUAUGCAACAGCAGCAGCAGCAGCAACAACAACAGUAUCUUCAGAGGUUAGUUCCCAGUUUAGACGAGUCUAGAAAAAGUUGGAAUCCAAAGAAUUGGGAAUGGGAUAGUUCGAAACUUGUGGCGAAACCAUUGGAUAGGAUGGAGAUUUCUAAGGAAUCACGAGAAACACAACCACAACAGCAACAGCGGAAGCAGCAACAACAGUCUGAGGUUAAUACGGUUAACUCUGAUGUCUUAAAGAAGAGCCCGGGUAAGGUAAUGGAAGAAGAUGCACAGCUUUUGUUACAGCUUGGUGGUGGAGGUUUGGGUUCUGUUGAGGAGCCAGUAACCAGACCUAGUAAGAGGGUCCGAUCUGGAUCACCGGGCAGUGGUGGAGGCGGUGGUAAUUAUCCAAUGUGUCAGGUUGACAACUGUAAAGAAGAUUUGUCAGCGGCUAAAGAUUAUCAUCGACGUCACAAGGUCUGUGAGCUUCAUAGCAAAGCUGUAAAAGCGUUGGUUGGAACACAAAUGCAAAGAUUUUGUCAACAAUGUAGCAGGUUUCACCCUCUUUCCGAGUUUGACGAGGGGAAGCGUAGCUGUAGACGUAGGCUUGCUGGUCACAACAGGAGAAGAAGAAAAACACAGCCAGAGGAUGUUGCUUCACAGUUGUCACUCCCCGGAAAUGGUGAUAAAAGUAACAACGGGGAAAUGGAUAUUGUUAACUUGCUAACAGUUUUAGCUCGUGCUCAAGGGAAAGCUGAGGAUGUCACUAAAAGCUCUUCGCCAUUACCUAAUAAGGAUCAGCUUAUGCAGAUCAUUAACAGAAUAAACUCUUUGCCUGUUCCGGUUGAUAAUGGGUCAAAGCUACCGUCUCCUGGAAAGUUAAAUAAUGUUGACCAAGAGAAAGCACCUUCCGAAAGUCAAAAAGUUAACAUGAAAACUGGCUCAUCAACUAUGGACUUGCUUGGUGGUCUUUCCGGCUCUGUGGGUGCACCUGCCCCUGAAACCUUGUUCCAAAACAGGAAUCAGGUAAUUGAGGCUGAUAAAACUAACUCCGGUUACCAUGACCAAACCAUGGUUCUCAAUAUGCCCAAACAACCUGCAACAGAGGUACAUUCGGGAGGAGAGAGAAGCAGUACAAGCUUCCAGUCCCGUGGUGAAGAUUCAGAUUGCCAAGUUUUGGACACUCCAGUUAACUUACAGUUACAGUUAUUUAGUUCUUCACCCGAGGAUGAUAGCCCACCUAAAUUAGCGUCAAGCAGGAAGUAUUUCUCAUCUGACAGCAGCAAUCCAACGGAAGAUCACUCACCAUCAUCUUCCCCACCUGUUGUACAAAGGCUUUUCCCAACAAAAGCUUCGAGAGAAAGAAUGAAGCCCGAGAGUAUGUCAACCAGUGGUGAGGAGACUGCAAAUGUCAAAUCUAGCAGACGCCAAAAUGGCGGCACAACCACCAUGUCCCUUGAGCUUUUUGGAGGCCUGAAUGGAAAUGAUAAUAUUUCCAUUCAAAGUUCACCUUACCGAGCUGGGUACACAUCUUCUUCUGGAUCUGAUCAAUCGCCUUCCAGUUUGAAUUCUGAUCCCCAGGAUCGUACUGGGAGAAUACUAUUUAAGCUCUUCGACAAGGAUCCAAGUCAUUUACCUGGUUCUCUGCGCACACAGGUCUACAACUGGCUUUCUCAAAGUCCAUCAGAGAUGGAAGGAUACAUAAGGCCUGGUUGUGUAGUUCUCUCUAUAUAUUUAUCCAUGCCGUCAUCUUUUUGGGAUCAACUUGAAGGAAACUUUCUACAGUAUAUCAAUGCUCUUUUGCAAGAUUCAGGUACAGACUUUUGGGAAUCUGGAAGAUUCUUAGCACAUACCGAGAAGCAAAUAGCAUCACAUAAGGAUGGGAAAGUCUAUUUGUUUAAAUCCUUGAAAGCAUGGAGUAUUCCACAGUUAAUUUCCAUCUCUCCUUUGGCUGUUGUGGCUGGAAAGGAGACUUCUCUUCUUCUAAGAGGCCGGAAUCUAAGGACACCUGGCACCAAGAUCUACUGCACACAUUCUGAUGGAUGUAUGCUGGAAGAAGCAACUGAAUCAACCAUACAUGAAUCUUCAUAUGAGGAAAUAAGUACAUGUAGCUUUAAUAUAUGUGCACCUAGUGCACUUGGUCGAUGUUUCAUUGAGGUUGAAAAUGGUUUAAGAGGUAGCAGCUUUCCUAUAAUUAUAGCCAAUGCUCCUCUCUGCCAAGAAUUGAGGCUUCUUGAGGCUGAAUUUGGAGACUUUUCAAACGGUCAUUUAACUUCGAUGAAGGACACUCUACACUUCUUGAACGAGCUUGGAUGGUUAUUCCAGAAGAAGGAAGGGGAUUCUAGUUAUAGCCUUGCAAGAUUCAAGUUCCUGCUUGUAUUCUCAGUGGAAAAAGAUUUAUGUUUAUUGGUGCAAACACUCUUGGGAAUUCUACUUCAAAAAGGGUCGGGUAUAUUUGAUGACGAGUCCUCUCUGGAGAUGCUGUCUGGGGUUAACCUUUUAAACAGGGCUGUUAAAAGGAGGUGCAAGAAAAUGGUUGACUUGCUCAUACAAUAUUCAGUUCUUGAUUCUGAAAAGACAUCCAGAAAGUAUGUUUUCCCGCCAAACCUUGCUGGACCUGGCGGUAUCACACCCUUGCAUUUGGCUGCUUCCACAUCUGAUUCGGAUGACAUAGUUGAUGCUUUAACCAGUGACCCACAGGAGAUUGGCCUGCUAAGCUGGAAUUCUUCAGUAGAUGUAAACGGUCUGACUCCAUUUGCAUAUGCAUCUAUGAGGAAUAACAAUUCAUACAACAUGCUAGUGGCCCGGAAGCUUACAGAUAGAAUAGCCGGCCAAGUUUCUGUACGGAUUUCCAAUGAGAUAGAGAUGCAAACAAGAAACGGGGAUCACCAAGAACUUAGUUUCAGAAUAAGGGACGAUCCUGCCCCAAAAGCUUGUUCAAGAUGUGCAGUGGUGGCUGCAAAACACCCCAGAAGGAUUCCUGGCUCACAAGGGUUGCUUCAUCGACCUUACAUACACUCGAUGCUUGCCAUAGCUGCUGUGUGUGUAUGUGUAUGUCUGUUUCUUCGUGGGGCCCCAGAUAUUGGCCUUGUUGCGCCCUUUAAGUGGGAGAAUUUGAACUUUGGUUCGAUGUAAUGCAUGCACCAAAAAAGAAUAAGUAGGAUGAGUUAUGGUAAAAAUCAUAAUUUAACUUUUGGAAAGGUGAAUAAGCAAAACGGGAUCAUUGACCGGUGUAACAUUCUUUAGAUGAAACGUGUCCUUCGCCUGCAUUGAGCUUUUAGAUUUAGGUUUUCGUUCAAAACCGAACGGUGACUUGAAACAUAAAACAGACAGGUGGUCGGUGGUGGUUGUCUGGUUGAUGUUAUUGACCGUGGCUGACUUGUUACUAGUAGCGGUUUCUUUAAAUAUGUAAGUUCCUAAUAGAAAAUAGUGUUUGCGUCUUGUUUUUUGUAUAUUGUUUGGCAAAUGGAAAGGAUCGUAUAUGUAGCUGUAUCUUGUUUUUUGCUUAAUAGACUUUCUUAUAUCA